AUGGCGAAUCUCGUUACUACCAAUGAUACAAAAAAUUCUACAAAUAUUGCAAAUACAACAGAAAUAGGCUCCUCCGAUACUAUUGGUUAUCCCACACAUCUAGUAUGGACGUAUAUUCGCGGAUACCUUGACCCACUAAGUUACAUACGUCUUCACUGGGUUGACUGGACUGGACAGCCGAAAUGGCAUGAAGAUAUCAACUCUCCUGAUGAUCUGCCAAUGGUGAGCUAUACAUCUCCAUCCUGGGCAGCAGGAUACUUCUACGAAAUAUGGGCCCCAGAAUAUCACCGGUAUCCGAUAUGCGUAUUAUCGUAA
Molecule: messenger RNA, 315 nt
Organism: Paraglomus occultum
Lineage: Eukaryota; Fungi; Glomeromycota; Glomeromycetes; Paraglomerales; Paraglomeraceae
Source: the annotation of a GenBank genome assembly